Messenger RNA from Phaeoacremonium minimum UCRPA7, 1680 nucleotides. Its product is annotated as putative vacuolar protein 8 protein. Gene Ontology annotation, molecular function: protein binding; protein-membrane adaptor activity. The transcript is spliced from 6 exons. Bases 1 to 1680 code for a protein of 559 amino acids. Gene Ontology annotation, biological process: nucleus-vacuole junction assembly; vacuole inheritance. The record is from RefSeq and is a predicted model, not a curated record. Gene Ontology annotation, cellular component: fungal-type vacuole membrane. NCBI's taxonomy places the organism in Eukaryota, Fungi, Ascomycota, Sordariomycetes, Togniniales, Togniniaceae.
AUGGGCGCCUGCAGCUCAUCGUGCUGCGGGGGGAAAUCCCGCGAUGGUCUGUACGAGCCGGUUCUCGCUGACAGCGAGCGGGAGGCCGUGGCCGACCUGCUCCAGUAUCUCGAAAACCGUGGCGAAACCGACUUCUUCUCUGGCGAACCGCUACGAGCUCUGAGCACACUAGUGUUCUCUGAUAAUAUCGAUUUACAGCGAAGCGCUAGUUUGACCUUCGCCGAGAUCACGGAGAGAGAUGUUCGCGAGGUCGAUCGAGACACGCUGGAGCCCAUUUUGUUCCUCCUUCAAAGCCCGGACAUAGAGGUUCAAAGGGCGGCGAGUGCGGCUCUAGGAAACCUCGCUGUCAAUACGGAAAAUAAGGUCCUGAUUGUGCAGCUUGGAGGACUCACCCCGCUUAUACGUCAAAUGCUCUCACCUAAUGUCGAAGUGCAAUGCAACGCGGUGGGAUGCAUUACGAAUCUUGCAACACACGAGGAGAACAAGGCCAAAAUCGCCAGGUCAGGAGCGUUGGGGCCCUUAACACGACUCGCCAAGUCAAGGGACAUGAGGGUUCAGAGGAAUGCAACUGGGGCUCUGCUGAACAUGACACACUCUGACGAAAACCGGCAGCAGCUAGUCAACGCCGGCGCGAUCCCAGUUUUGGUGCAGCUGUUGUCCUCCUCAGAUGUUGACGUUCAGUAUUACUGCACAACAGCGCUGAGCAACAUCGCUGUUGAUUCCAAUAACCGCAGAAAGCUUGCACAGACGGAGCCGAAAUUGGUCCAGUCCCUCGUCAACCUUAUGGACUCAUCCUCCCCCAAAGUCCAGUGCCAGGCUGCACUGGCGCUGCGAAACUUGGCUUCUGAUGAGAAAUACCAGCUAGAUAUUGUCCGGGCGCAAGGCCUUCACCCGCUCCUCCGCCUCCUCCAGUCCUCAUAUCUUCCUCUGAUUCUUUCUGCUGUUGCUUGCAUACGAAACAUAUCUAUUCACCCGAUGAACGAGUCUCCCAUCAUCGAGGCGGGCUUCUUGAAGCCCUUGGUCGACCUUCUGGGAUCCACUGAUAACGAGGAAAUUCAAUGCCACGCGAUCUCGACACUUAGGAAUCUGGCGGCUAGCUCAGACCGAAACAAGGCUCUUGUUCUCGAAGCAGGUGCGGUUCAGAAGUGCAAGCAGCUUGUUCUCGAUGUGCCAGUCACCGUGCAGUCCGAAAUGACGGCAGCUAUCGCAGUACUGGCACUAAGCGACGAGCUGAAGACUCAUCUGCUAGAUCUCGGCGUUUUUGACGUUUUAAUCCCCCUUACUCAGUCGCCAAGCAUUGAAGUCCAGGGCAAUAGUGCUGCCGCUUUGGGCAAUUUGUCGUCAAAAGUAGGAGAUUACUCGAUCUUCAUCCAGGAUUGGACAGAGCCAAGCGGAGGCAUACAUGGCUAUCUAAGCAGAUUCCUCGCCAGUGGGGACGCUACCUUCCAACACAUCGCAAUUUGGACGCUACUGCAACUCCUGGAGUCGGAGGAUAAGAAACUCAUCGGCUUGAUCGGCAAGUCUGAUGAUGUUGUUGACAUGAUUAAACAGAUUGCCAACCGUCAGAUCGAGUCAGACAACGAAUUCGACGAUGAUGACGAAGGCGAGGUCGUCAAUCUUGCUCAGCGUUGUCUCGAAUUGCUUGGACAGAGCGCCUCGAAAGCACACAUCGAAGGCUAA